AUGAACAUUGUGGGAAAGCUCAAUUUAAUGAUACCGUGGAGAAUAUUCUUGCUUCACUCACUGCUGUCCUCUUUGCAAGGAUCUUAUUGCAAGCUCUCUCUUUUGAGAACUUCUUCAAGAAAUGAGUUUAAUGCAACUCAACAGAAAAGAGAUCUCGUAACAGCUGAGAUUCAAGCUGCCUCUCCUCAGUCACACCUUCAUGGGGCCUUGACGCGGAGUCCACGAGGAGGUUCAUGUCCUCAGGAGUGCCUUAAUGGAGCAGCCUGCACAGAGGCAGGUGACUGUGACUGUCAGUUAUUUCAGGCUCAAGGAAGCAGGUGCCAAAUAGUACCUAACGCUGGUAAGGACCGAGAUGGGAUUUGCAAAUCGUGGGGACAGUAUCAUUUUGAAACAUUUGAUGGCAUCUACUACUACUUCCCAGGAAAUUGCUCCUACAUUUUUGCAAAAGACUGCAGUGCUCCAGAACCCCACUACACUGUUUGGGUUCAUAACAGUCCUCACUGUUACAGUUCGGUGUAUACUUGUCAGAGGUCUGUCAGCUUAUUUUUUCCAAACCAAGGAGAAAUAAUUAUUUCAGGACAUGAAGUAAGAAAAGAUGGAAUUAGGUUAAUAUUGCCUCAGACAGUUGGAAAUGCUUUCCUUGAGAGACUGGCUGACUAUAUUCUAGUGAAGACUACCUUUGGUUUUUCUCUUGCUUGGGAUGGAAACUCCGGUAUUUAUAUUAAGCUGACAGAAGAUCAUAAGGGAAAACCUUGUGGCCUCUGUGGAAAUUUUAAUGGCAAUAAAUAUGAUGACCUGAUACUGCAAAAUAGUGAAUAUACAGAAGACAUUGCUGAAUUUGCAAAUAGCUGGGCUGUGCAAACCUCAGAUGAUGUUGCUUGUGUACCUACUGCCUCAGAUUUUUCCAGUCCUUGCUCAGCUGAUGCAGAAUCCACUGAGGACAUAUUCUUCAAGUGCCAAAUAUUCCUACAGUUUCCUUUUCUCAGCUGUCAUGAAAGCAUAGAUCCAUAUUCUUAUAUUUCUAGCUGUAUGAAUGAUCUUUGCAGAGUGGAUGAUGAUGAAACAUACUGCAGGGCGGUGACAGAGUACGCUAGAGCAUGCUCUCACGCUGGGUCCCCGGUGCGGGACUGGAGGGAUGACUUUCCUGCCUGUACUGAGAAGUGUGAAGACAGCUUUGUACACCGUGACUGCAUCAGUUGUUGUCCACCAACCUGCACAUUUGAAAAAGAUUGUCUUGGCAGCAACCUACACUGUUUAGAUGGCUGUUACUGUCCAGAUGGUCUCAUUAUGGAAAAUGGAACUUGUAUAUCUGUGUCGAAUUGUCCUUGUAUUUAUCAUGGAACUGCCUUCCCUGUAGGCUCAAAAAUUGAACAAGAAUGCAGCAACUGUAUUUGUAUUGGUGGCAUUUGGAACUGCACUGAUCAUGAUUGCGCAGCUGAGUGCUCCAUCACAGGUAGCUCUCAUUUCACAACAUUUGAUGGACGUCAUUUUACCUUUCUUGGGAUUUGCCAGUACAUUUUGGUAAAAGGCACCGGGAAAAACAAAUUCACAAUCACUUUACAGAAAGCACCUUGUGGACAGAACUUUGACCACGCCUGCAUUGAGUCUAUAACAUUAGUUCUUGAAGAUGAUGUGAGUAAGCAAGUAACUCUCACGAGAUAUGGUCAAGUCCAAACUGGCCCUAACCAAGUUUUUAACCUUCAUGGGGCUAUUGAAAUUCAGAAUGUAUCUUCUUUCUUUGUUCAACUGAAAACUAGUUUUGGUUUGAAGAUACUGUUUGCUAAAGAUGGAGAGAGGAUCUACGUUCAAGUUGAUGUUGGCUGGAAGAAAAGAACUUUAGGACUAUGUGGAACAUACAAUGGGAAUUUAAGAGAUGAUUUUCUUUCUCCAGCAGGGAUGAUAGAAGGGACCCCACAACUUCAUGCCAAUGCAUGGAAGGUUUCCUCAGCUUGUUCUGUGCCUAUCAAUAUUCCUGUGGUUGAUCCCUGCAACAUUAAUCAGCAAAAUGCUGGGUAUGCAUCUCACUGUGAGAUCAUCAAUCAAGAAGUUUUUGCUCCCUGCCAUGACUACAUCAGUCCAGGAUUAUACUACCAGCUAUGCCGCUUCGACGCAUGCAAAUGCGGAAGCAGCUGUUUGUGUAAUGCUUUGGCACACUAUGCUUACGUCUGUGGCAAGCACGGGAUCAUUGUUGACUUCAGAUCUCAUAUUUCUUACUGUGCUGUGAUGUGUCACAGUGGUAUGCUUUAUCAUCAGUGCUCUUCUUUUUGUAAACACUCCUGUGCUUCACUUUCUAUGGCAAAUAUCUGUGGUGAUGACUGUGCAGAAGGAUGUAAUUGUCCUGAGGGGAAAUAUUUUGAAGAGUCGGUCAACUUUUGUGUAUCAAUAUCUGCCUGUCAUUGUCAUUACAAGGGCAAAGCCCUCCAGCCUGGAGAAAUCCUCCCUACGCCAACAGGCUCCUGUCAGUGUUUGAAUGGAACAGUGAAAUGUAUUGAAGCCACUACAGAAAAUACAGUUCACAUAUGCCCUGAAGGAAAAAUCUACUAUGACUGCAGAUCUCCUGUGCCUGGAUUACCAGCAGCGGGUGUGAAUUGCGGGCUCUCUUGUGCAAACCUUGCCAUGAACUUCUCCUGUGUCCCCUCACCACCUUGUGCAAGUGGCUGCAUUUGCCCCCCUGGGAUGGCUGAGCAUAGAGGGAAAUGUUAUAUUCCUGACAGCUGUCCAUGCACCUGGAAAGACAGGGAAUUUCUGUCAGGGGAAGUGAUAGCUACACCAUGUUACACCUGUGUUUGUCGGAGAGGGAUAUUCAAUUGCACUAGUUACCCCUGUCCUGCUGUAUGCACUAUUUAUGGAGAUCGACAUUAUUAUACCUUUGAUGGAUUGGAGUAUGAUUAUGUCAGUGACUGCCAAGCUUACCUGCUAAAGAGCACAGAUAACUCAAAUAUAUCUAUAAUUGCUCAGAACAAAAAGUGCUUUGACAAUGAUAUUGUUUGCUCGAAGAAUGUUUUCAUCACUGUUGGAGACACUGAGAUUUAUUUUAGUGAACCUUCUGAGAAGCAGGAAAAAUCUUAUUUUUUCAUUGAGAACAAACCUAAUUAUCAGCUUUGGAAGGCUGGAUAUUAUAGUGUGAUACACUUUCCAGAACAGGACAUUACAAUCCUGUGGGAUAAAAAGACAAUGAUGCAUGUUAAAGUUGGACCUCGAUGGAAGGGUAAACUGGCAGGUUUAUGUGGAAAUUUUGACAAAUACACUUCAAAUGAUCUGACUACAUCAAACAACAUGGAGGUGAGAAAUGCACAGGUGUUUGGAGACAGCUGGGUGUUAGGACAGUGCAAGAGCCCAAAUGAAACACUAAGACCAUGUGAGGUACAUCAGAGCAAGUUCCCUUAUGCCAAAAAGGAAUGCUCAAUUUUAUACAGUGAUGUUUUUGCACCUUGUCGCAAUGUGAUUGAUGUGACUUCUUUUGUCAAAAAUUGCCACACAGAUACGUGCAACUGCAAUCUUGGUGGGGACUGUGAGUGCUUGUGUACCAGUAUUGCAGCUUAUGCCCACAAGUGCUGCCAGCAAGGAGCAGCGAUUCACUGGCGAUCUCCAUCGCUCUGUGCUUAUGACUGUGAAUAUUACAAUCAAGGUCUUGGUGAAGGACCCUAUAUUUUGGCAAGUUAUGGAGAGAAUGACACAAUUGUAGGAGCUAACGUGUCCAGUAGAAGGAUAUUUCCCCUGCCUAGAACUGGAGCAUAUGGAAAUGUAUUUUUCAGUUUCAUGAUAACUCCAGGUCUUUUCAAAGAUAAAGAUUUAUCGCUCUCUCUUGUUUCCCUUGAAUCUGCUGAAAGACCAAACUACUUUCUGUACGUACAUGACAAUGAAACCGUUGGGUUGGAACAGUGGCAGGCAAGUGCCUCCUUUUGGAGACGAGCCACCUUCUUCCACCACCAGGGCCUCUGGAGUCCAGGGUUCAGCGCCUUCGAACUGCACAGUAAAAAAGGCUUUUUCAUCAUUCUCACUUCAUCUGUUGUUAAAGUGGCAAAGUACGAUGAUUCAGAAGAAUUCAAACGUCUGAGUAGCUUUAGUAUUGAAGAACUCAGUGCGUCUGUGCCUUAUAGAAGGAUGUGUGAAUGGCGGUAUGAAUCUUGUGCUAAUCCUUGUGUUAAAACGUGUAGUGAUCCUGAAGGAAGAGCAUGUAAAUUCCUUCCUCCGGUUGAAGGAUGCUUGCCAUACUGCCCCAAAAACAUGAUCCUUGAUGAGGUCACACUUAAAUGUGUUUAUCCAGAAGACUGCAUACCUGUGACACCUACAGAAUCAGCAACUGGAACAAAACCUUCAUUGCUAAUCUCUCACAUGGGUGCUACCAUGGAGAGAUUUCCUCAGACACCUCCUUUAUUUGUUACUUCAGGGACUGAGUCAACUCAUACUGGUGUGACAGACAAAAUAACCACGAAGGCAAACACAACUUCAAGGGGAAUGAAUAUGUCAGCACAGUCCAUCACAGACUUUUAUUCAUUGGAAUCAUCUAAUGCAGCCACCUAUUCAACAUUUUCAUUACCAAGUACAGUAGAGCCUUCUGAUGUACUUCACAGCACAGCCAGCCCUACUGUCCUUUCCAGACUCAUGUCUUCAACAGAUUUUCCAACUGCUCUUCAAGCCUCAGCAGCCACAUCACGUACUGUCAGUUCUACUGCAUCUAUAACUUUACCCAUUACAAUAGCAACUCCAACAACUCUGCUCAGUGCAAGUCCUAUUCCAACACGUUCUGUGUUAUUAACACCCACUUCCCUAGUGGUAGUUCCAUUUCCACUUGAAACAUCAACCACUCAGCUAGGAACUGUUCCUCCUACUUCAGCAUUAACAACUUUAACCUCCAAGCCAUCUUUUGUCACUUCUGAGCUGCCUGCAGGGAUUGGAAAGAGAAAACAGAGUUCUUCGGUAAGAUCUUCAGAAGAAGAUGGAACAGUAUCAGCCGUAUCAGCUGGAAUCAUCACUCAAUCCACUACACCAAUGAUCACGAACACAACAGUGAAUGCUGCAUCCUUAAAAGCACCUUAUAUUUUUGCAAAAAUACCACCUAGCUCUUCAGCCAGCUUAUUAGUUGCUUCUGGCACCGCUGCAGCCUCUAGGAUUACUACAAAAACCACUGAUUCUUUUGUUGCCAAUUUGGAGUUUUAUAUGGCUUCAGCUUCAGUUCCUACCACCACAGAAACACCCAUGCAUGUGUCACAAAAAUCUUUAUUUACAUCUGCAGUGACUCAAGCUUCACAGAGCACUAAAGAAACUCCAAAAAUGACAAUCAUGAAAACAACUCGUACUACAAGUCCAUUAUCACAGACAAAGAGUACCUCACUUACAGCUUCAGAAGUUACAUACGCAACCUCAUUUGAAAGAACUGUGGAUAUUUUAGAAAGCAGUCAGACUUCACAUGCACAAAGAAAUGUUACCAAGACAAAGUCAACCACAACUGAGAAAUAUUCCCUGCCUUAUUUGACAGUAUCUGCAGUUCAGAGUUCACCUUUUUCAAGAAAUACAACCUCAGUAAAAAAACUCUCUCUUUCUGGAGUUUCAGAUGUAACAACAUCAGAUUGGUCCAAAAUCCCAAAGCAGAGAACCAUUAAACCUUAUUUCAGUUUAACAGAGCCCACAGAGCUGCAGAACAGAACUAUAAUAGAUAUAUCUCAUUCUAGUGGUGAAACGGCUCUGCCUUCCGCUUCAGAGCCUGUGGAAACACAAACUUUUCUGGCAAGCACAGAAACAGCUAUAGCUGACAAGACUUCCUUUGGUACAAUGAUGCAUACACUGAUGUCUACAUCUUCCGAAUGUGUGCCAAGAUACCUUGAACCUGUUGACAAAUGUAGCCAGUAUGUAUGUGUUAAUAUGGGUUGGAUGUUAUACAACCUUUCAAAGAACUGUCCUAAGGAUGUGCAGAAGCCAGACUGUGGUUUUCGAGGAAUGCCAGUUCAAGUUAACACUGAUAGUUGUUGCCCAGAAUGGGAAUGUCCCUGUCAAUGUUCUGUACUGUCUGAACUGAGUGUUAUUACAUUUGAUGGAAACAACAUAGCCCUCUGUAAUAUGGCUUCCUACAUUUUAGUCAAGUUACCAGGAGAAAUUAUUGUUGCUCAUAUUGAAAAAUGUCCUGCUAAUCAGAGUGCAAAUUCAAUAAGAAAACUAGUUCCCCCUGCAAGCACUUCAGGGCUCUGUUUUAAGAAAUUAAAUGUAACAACACGCACAUAUAAAUUACUUAUCAAUCGUUUAGCAAGAAAAGUAGUAGUGGAUUCUGUAAUUCAAUCAUUACCAUUUUCAAAAGAAGGACUAAGUAUUCAGGAUACUGGUGCAAUGUAUGUCGUUAAUACCCCAGCUGGUAUUAGCAUCAAGUGGACUCAUGUUACAGGCAUCAUAGAUAUACUGUAUGGAUUACACUCUAACACAUCAAUGAAGACAGAAGGACUUUGUGGGGUGUGUAAUGGAGACCCUACUGAUGACCUGAAAAUGCAAAACAGGACCAUAAUUACAAAUAUGGAGGAAACUGAAGUGUUCAUUAAGAGUUGGGAAAUUGAGAAAUCACUUGAUGUAACAACCAGGAGGCCAGUAAGAAACUGUACUGAAGAUAACUGCACAUACUGUAUGGAACUGUUAAACAGAAGCAUUUUCAUCCCCUGUCACAAGAAAGUGUCACCACAGGAGUUUUGUGAGAAGAUGUGGAUCAACAGUACUUAUUUUUGGAAUUAUGAGUGUGAUGCACUUUCUGCAUAUGUGGCUUUAUGCAACAAGCACAACAUCUGCAUUAAAUGGAGGACAUCUGAUUACUGUUCAUUGAGCUGUCCCGAGAGCAAGGAGUACCAGCCUUGUGUGCAACCCUGUGAAGCCAAGACAUGCUUGAAUAAGUGGUUCUAUGAAGAUUCUCCCUGUUCCUAUUUAAGGGAAGACUGUGUGUGUAAAAAUGGCACUGUUCUUCAUAGAACAGAUUCUGACCUCUGUAUACCAGAAGAAAAAUGUACAUGUACAGAUAACAAAGGGCAACCCCGCUCUGCUGGGGAGAUCUGGAAUGGGUCCAUGAAAGGCUGUUGCAUGUACAACUGUUUAGAAAAUGGAAGCGUUGUUGCCGUAGAACCUGAAUGCAAAGAGGAUCCACCACCAGUCUGUGAAAGAGAAGAAGAAGUUAUCGUCCAUGUCAUUGAAGAGAGGGCUUGCUGUCCAAAGAAAGUUUGUGAAUGUAACAUGUCAUUGUGUGAUACCGUUAUUCCAACAUGCAAAACCAAUGAAAAAUUGGUUGUAGGCUACCACCCCCUGUCCUGCUGUCCACAGUACCGAUGUGAAUGCGAUCCUUCAGUAUGUUUCAAUGCUUCCCAGCUGAACUGCAGAGAAGAUCAAUUUAUUGUUGAAGCAAAACAGGACGAUCCCUGUUGUUUCUCUUAUCUCUGUGUUUGUGAAUCCUGUAUUGAACCUGUUCCCUUGUGUAAUGAAGGGGAAAUUCUCACUGUAGACCUUAAUACCAUACAUUACUGUUGUCCUCAUUACUACUGUGUUUGCGAUGAAAAUCUUUGUUCUGAGCCUCCUAUGAAUUGCACAGGUGACACGACACUUGUGAAGAAAAAAAUACCUGGGCAGUGUUGUCCAGAAUGGCACUGUGAAUGUAGCUGUGAAAAUGCUACUAUGCUGACCUGUAAAUUGGGAGAAGUUAAAAAAAUAGAUAGUAGUGUUUCCAGUGCUUGUGGAUGCACUCCCUACAUUUGUGAGAAGGAUGAUGUGUGCAUCUUCCAGGAGGUCACGGUACUGAAUCCUGGACAGUCAGUGAUUCAGUACUUGGAUGGAGACCUUUGUUACACUGUCCAGUGUUUACAAGAAAAAGAUCAGAACACAGGAUACAAUGCCAUGCAUUUUACAAUGGUGAACUGUUCCCAGCAAUGUGAAGCUCAUCAAAUAUAUAUUCCUUCCUCCAGUCACCAUACUUGUUGUGGUACGUGUCAAAACAUGUCCUGCUCUUUUCAUACUGAGAAUGGAACACUGAUUGUGUAUGAGGAAGGAAGCACCUGGAGUUCCAACUGCACCAACUACAAGUGUGCGAAGACUCCUGUGGGGGCUAUCAUACUGGGAUCAAGUGUUGUCUGCCCACCUUUUAAUGACACUGAGUGUACAAAGAAUGGAGGAAUUGUGCAGACAUAUAAUGAUGGCUGCUGCAAGACCUGCAAAAAGGAAGAAAGGAUUUGCCAGAAAAUGACAAUCAGGACAACCAUAAGAAAAAACGACUGUAUAAGUCAAAGCCCGAUAAAUGUGGCUUCUUGUGAUGGAAAAUGCCCAUCUGCAACAAUUUUCAAUGUCAAUAUUGACAGCCAUUUAAGAUUCUGUAAAUGUUGUCGAGAAAAUGGAACACGUAAUCUGACUGUGCCACUACACUGCUCAGGAAAUGGCACUGAAAUUAUGUAUGUCAUUCAAGAACCUAUAGACUGCUCAUGCCAAUGGAACUGAACAUUACUGUGGAUACAAUUUAAUC
This is a messenger RNA of Gavia stellata (red-throated loon), 8476 nucleotides long. It is a transcript of the gene OTOGL, whose product is annotated as otogelin like. The coding region runs from base 1 to 8451 and encodes 2816 amino acids. Gene Ontology annotation, molecular function: protein binding; alpha-L-arabinofuranosidase activity. NCBI's taxonomy places the organism in Eukaryota, Metazoa, Chordata, Aves, Gaviiformes, Gaviidae. Gene Ontology annotation, cellular component: extracellular matrix. The record is from RefSeq and is a predicted model, not a curated record. Gene Ontology annotation, biological process: L-arabinose metabolic process. The transcript has 59 exons.